AUGGCUGCAGCCGCUGCACUAAAUGAUGUCCAAAUUUCUAUUCCUGAGGGUCAAACUGAGAGUAAACAACGCCAACAACCCGAUUUUGAUUACUCUCAAAGGGCACAGUGGCUUCGAGCUGCUGUGUUGGGAGCCAAUGAUGGUUUGGUCUCAGUUGCAUCAUUGAUGAUGGGUGUAGGAGGCGUUAAUAAAGACGUUAAGGCCAUGAUUCUUACCGGCUUUGCAGGGUUAGUUGCCGGGGCUUGUAGCAUGGCUAUAGGCGAGUUUGUGUCCGUAUACUCUCAACUGGACAUAGAGGUGGCUCAAAUGAAGAGAGAGAAGAGGAGAGGGAUGGGAGAUAAUGAAGUAGUAGUAGUACAAGAGACACAGAAGGAAAAGCUGCCCAAUCCAGUGCAGGCAGCUUUAGCAUCCGCGCUUGCGUUUUCACUCGGGGCCAUAGUGCCGUUGCUUGCUGCUGCAUUUAUACACGACCACAAGGUGAGGAUGGGUGUGGUGGUGGCUGCAGUGAGCUUGGCAUUGGUGGUGUUUGGAGGGGUUGGAGCUGUGCUGGGGAGGACUCCUGUGGUGAAGUCCUGUGCUAGGGUGCUAAUUGGAGGUUGCAUGGCCAUGGCGAUUACUUUUGGACUGACCAAGUUAAUUGGCAUUGGUGGAUUGGAAAUGUGA
Molecule: messenger RNA, 663 nt
Organism: Cornus florida
Lineage: Eukaryota; Viridiplantae; Streptophyta; Magnoliopsida; Cornales; Cornaceae
Product: vacuolar iron transporter homolog 4-like
Exons: 1
Coding region: 1-663 (220 amino acids)
Biological process (GO): intracellular manganese ion homeostasis
Cellular component (GO): membrane
Molecular function (GO): manganese ion transmembrane transporter activity; iron ion transmembrane transporter activity
Source: RefSeq, a predicted model, not a curated record